CUUGAUGUGUCCUUUUAAUUAUCCAUCUUAUAAUUAAAUAAGCAAACAUCCAACGUAAUCCUUGAACAAAUCAAAUGGAAUUAAGUUGACAACAUGAGAUUCCAACACUAUAAAUACCACCAUUUCAAUUGUUUGUUUCGUCACCUAAAAAUCAACAGAAAAUAAGAGCUAUGGCAAAGUACACUACUUUUCUUGCCCUCCUCUUUUGCCUCGUCCUUGUUGCUGCAACUGAAAUACAAAUGGCAGAAGGAAAAUAUUGUUGGAAAAAGAGUGACAAGUGGAAUGGGCCUUGUCAAUACUCUUACAAAUGUAGUCAUCAUUGCAAACACUAUUAUGGAGCUAAAUAUGGUAUAUGUAAGAAGUACAAACCAUGGGGUCACAAAUAUUACUGGGCAAAAUAUGCUUGCUACUGCUACUCACCUUGCCACUACUAA
Molecule: messenger RNA, 434 nt
Organism: Solanum stenotomum
Lineage: Eukaryota; Viridiplantae; Streptophyta; Magnoliopsida; Solanales; Solanaceae
Product: defensin D1-like
Exons: 2
Coding region: 171-434 (87 amino acids)
Biological process (GO): defense response
Source: RefSeq, a predicted model, not a curated record